Molecule: messenger RNA, 2563 nt
Organism: Durio zibethinus
Lineage: Eukaryota; Viridiplantae; Streptophyta; Magnoliopsida; Malvales; Malvaceae
Product: membralin-like protein At1g60995
Biological process (GO): response to endoplasmic reticulum stress; positive regulation of ERAD pathway
Cellular component (GO): endoplasmic reticulum
Source: RefSeq, a predicted model, not a curated record
AUCAAGAAAAGAAAAAAUAUAUAUAAAAGAAGACUCAUAAAAAUCACGAUGGCGGUCAAAACCAAAAUCCCAAAAAACCAUUCAAUAUCCGACAGCUAUUGUAAGAUAAACCCAUAAAAAUUUCUUGAUACAGAAAGAGAAGAAGAAAAGAGAGAGCCAAAGAAAGAAAUGAAAGGUUGUUUCAUCUGAAAGUUGAGGAAGAGAGAGAGAGAGAGAGAUGGAUCCAGAGCAAACGUUUAUAAGGGUUCAAGAGAGAUUCUCUCAGAUACUAACGCCAAGAGUGAGAGUAGCUUUGGAGUAUAUCUAUCUCUUCAUUGCCAUUACUUCCUUUUCUAUUCUUGUUGUGCUGCAUGCCAAUUAUGUUCAACAGCCUGGCUGUUCGAGUGAGCUCUCUGGAGUAGAGUCAAAGGAAGUCCAGCUUAUUCAGAUUAAGAUAUCCAGUGCUGGCAUGUGGUCACAAAGCAAGUCUGAACUUGCUGUUGUAAAUAAUCCUGAUUUGGAAACUGUAAUUGAAAAUGUAGAAGUUGCAAACGUUGAUGAUGAUGGGUUUAUGUUCUUGGCUGCCAAGUUUUGGUUGAACUGGUUUGAUUUAGGUGCUAGGAGGGGAAAAUUGGCAUUAAAGUUCUGGAAGACUGAUGGUGAACUUGUUGAGCAGCAAGCAGUAAGCUCUACCAACAGUGCAAGCUGUAAGGCAAGUAUUGAUGAUGUGGUUGUUAAAAUUGAGAAGGAGACACAUAAUGGUUUCUAUUUAUCAGCAAAACAGGCAUUUAAAGCAGCUGUUGUUCACUUUGGCCAAAAGUGGUACAGACGUUUAUCUUUCAUUUGGGGAAAUGCAAUUCAGAUCUUUGGAAGUUUCCAGAAGUUGUGGAAUAUAAUAGGUAUACGUUUAAAUCUUGGUGUUCCUAAAUUGUUGCGCAUACUUCACUUCAACAGGCUUAACCCUUAUGCAGUGCGCUGGCUUGAGAAAAGAAGUAAAGCAUUUGAACCAACUUAUCUCUAUACUAUGGAAAAGGGUUACUUCUUGCUGCCUGAUGUGGCUAAGUCUCAGCAUAAUAUACGUACUAUUAAUAUUAGCGUAUCAGCUCGACAUCCCUGUUUUGGGAACAGAUGGCAGCAACUUCUUAUCUAUAUUUUUGUUGGAUAUGACACUAUUUUGAUGAAUAGUUUAUUGCAUCAGCCUGGUCAAGGUUAUCUUUAUAAUUUUCAGACAAAGGAGUUCUAUAAUCUUAGUUAUGCACAUGAACUGCCAAAUGGUUCUGCAAGAUUCGGAGACUAUCUUGUCACCAAAUGUGGUGUGUUAAUGAUGUCUUUGUUUGUAUUUUUCACAACCACCAUGUCAGUAUCAUUUACAUUGAGGGAAACCCAGACUCGCAUGUUGAAGUUCACAGUGCAGCUUCAACACCAUGCUCGACAUAGGCUUCCAACGUUUCAGUUGAUAUUUGUGCAUGUGAUUGAAUCACUUGUAUUUGUACCGAUUAUGAUUGGCAUCCUAUUUUUUCUAUUUGAAUUCUAUGAUGAUCAGCUAUUGGCAUUCAUGGUUCUAAUUCUUGUCUGGUUGUGUGAACUAUUUAUACUGAUCAGGUCUCUCUCUCUCUCUCUCUCACAAGAGUUGGGUUAUGCAUGUUUUCUUAGUGUUCGGACACCUAUAUCAACAAAGUUCUUUCCUCGCUUCUUUUUGCUCUACUUUCUGGUUUUUCACAUUUAUUUCUUCUCCUAUGCAAAUGGUUUUUCAUAUUUGGCUCUCGCUACUACUGCAGCAUUUAUGCAGCACCUUAUUCUGUACUUCUGGAAUCGUUUUGAGGUACCAGCACUUCAAAGGUUUAUGCAGAAUAGGCGGUCUCAGCUUCAGCAACAUCCAGACUUCCAGAUCACCUCGUCAACUAUACUUGCAUCUACUCUACACAUUACAAGAUUUAACGCCAGGAAUCCAGGCCUAGCUAAUACAGAUCUGACCUCUGGGUUGAGACUUGGAUCCGACCAAGCAGUGCGAGCAAAUGGAGCUGUAGAAACCGCAGGGCCUCGAGGACACUCAGGAAUUGACAACAUGAGCCAAAGUGGCAACCCUGUGCAGAUUCAAGGACAACCUGAGCUACAGCAAACUGAAGCUGGUCCCAAUCCUGGGACUAUGAGUUCGUUCAGUUCACUGUUAUUAUGGAUCUUGGGAGGUGCUUCAUCUGAAGGUCUCAAUUCAUUUCUUUCCAUGUUUAGAGAUGUGAGAGAACAAGGGCAGGUUUAUACAGACUCCCCUAGGCCUGAAAAUCGUGCAACACAGAACGUCCAAUAGCCGGGGGCAGUUUCGAAGGCAAUGGAAAUGGCAGAUUUUAGUAUUAGAUGUUUUUAUAGGUCAUGUUCUAAUCAUAUAUUACAGAGAUGAACUUGCAUAAAUUUAUGGUACAAAACCAAUGUGUUACAGUCUUAUAGAUCAAACGCUUUCCAUAUUCACCUGGGAAACUGUACAAAGAAAGGAGAAUCUUGUCUGUCGUGGAUGUCAAAAAAAGGCUUAGCCCUUUUGAAGGGUAUUUUGUGCAAUUCGACUCUGAAGUCGUAUGUUAAAAUUUCUGAA